Molecule: messenger RNA, 1167 nt
Organism: Corvus hawaiiensis (hawaiian crow)
Lineage: Eukaryota; Metazoa; Chordata; Aves; Passeriformes; Corvidae
Gene: TCF21
Product: transcription factor 21
Exons: 2
Coding region: 170-709 (179 amino acids)
Biological process (GO): regulation of transcription by RNA polymerase II; developmental process
Molecular function (GO): RNA polymerase II transcription regulatory region sequence-specific DNA binding; DNA-binding transcription factor activity, RNA polymerase II-specific; protein dimerization activity
Source: RefSeq, a predicted model, not a curated record
GCGGGGAUCCUCUCUGGACUGGUAUUGUGACUUAGUCCUGGGCGGGGAGGGAAGGGGAGGAAAGUACUGGCGCCCCUUCUCUCCUACGCUGCCUUGAAAUAGAUUUGAGGAGCUGCCCUUCUUUCCCCCCUCCCCCCUUUCCCGCUGGUCGUUUGGCAUCUUCCAGACCAUGUCCACUGGGUCCCUCAGUGAUGUGGAAGAUCUGCAGGAGGUGGAGAUGCUGGAGUGCGAUGGGCUGAAAAUGGAUACUAACAAAGAGUUUGGGGCGUCCACCGAGAGCAACGAGGAGGGAUCCAAUGGCGAGAAUGGCUCCCCUCAGAAGGGGAGAGGGGCCUCGGGCAAGAGGAAAAAGGCUCCCCCCAAGAAGAGCCCUUUAAAUGGAGUGAGCCAGGAGGGAAAGCAGGUACAGAGAAACGCUGCCAACGCCAGGGAGAGGGCGAGGAUGAGGGUCCUUAGCAAAGCCUUCUCCAGGCUUAAGACCACCCUACCCUGGGUGCCCCCAGACACCAAACUUUCCAAACUGGACACCUUGAGGUUGGCCUCCAGCUACAUUGCUCACCUGAGGCAGAUCCUGGCCAAUGACAAGUAUGAGAACGGCUACAUCCACCCAGUCAACUUGACUUGGCCUUUUAUGGUAGCCGGCAAACCCGAGAGUGACCUGAAAGAAGUGGUGAACACAAACCGCUUGUGCGGCCCGACAGCAUCCUGAGCCCCGCGGCCGGGCCAGCAGCGUCCGUCCCGGCGUGGCCGUGGAGCGGGCGGCGGGGCGGGCAGGGACCCGCCGCGGCUCCGCCGCUGCCCCGGGCCCCGGGCAGAGCCACGGGGAGAGCCGCUCUCCCGGCGCAGAGGAGACCAAAUGUGCCCUAGCAAAGACUCCAUCCACCCCGAGAGAUUCUGACUCUAUUUAACUUUAUUAAAUGCGUGUACAGUCGAGUGUCCUGCAACCACAGCCUUGCUGGUUCAAGAGCUACUAGAGAAAAGACAGAGAUCAAACAAAACCUACCACGCGUGUAUCUUUUGUCUGAGACCUGUGAAAUAUGUAGAUGCCUAGAAAAACUGACUUUGACAGUCAUCUCUAUGAAGUAAUUCACCUUAAAGAUAUAUAGAUAUAUUUUCUUCAAGCAGAUUCUGCUCUAUUUCUGUGAAUAAACCUUCCUUUCUACUGAA